Molecule: messenger RNA, 1080 nt
Organism: Penicillium alfredii
Lineage: Eukaryota; Fungi; Ascomycota; Eurotiomycetes; Eurotiales; Aspergillaceae
Product: F-box protein
Exons: 1
Coding region: 1-1080 (359 amino acids)
Source: RefSeq, a predicted model, not a curated record
AUGCCGCUUGAAUACCUUGCAACGGAGCUUUUGCUCCAUAUCUUCCGUUCCUGCGAAUCUGUCUCUGAUGUCUUGAACUUGGCCGCUGCCUCUCGCCGACUGCGCCGCGUUUUCCAAUCAACCAACAAGCUUCAGAUCCUAGCUAGCGCCGCCGACAGCGAGUUUGGUCCUCUGCAUGAUAUCAUCCAGGUGGUGACCCAGAAUGUGAGCCAGCCAGCCUAUGUCAUUCGCUGUCCGCCCAUGUCCGAUGGACUCCUGAAACAAGUUGUCCAACUGGGGUUGGUGGCACAUAAAUGGGAGACCAUUUAUCCCUUCAAGAAAUGGAAAGUUGACUACGAGAGUCGGCGCUCGUUGACCGACAAUGAGCGCCUGCGCCUGCGCCGUGCGCUCUACCGCUUGUGGCUGUAUCAUCGCGCAUUCCAUACCCAGGCGUAUGAUCGGCUUUCUCGGAACCUUCGACCCGUGGUAUUGGAGCGCGCCCAACUUCUGCACAACUGGUCGACUCCAGAGCUGGCUGAGAUUGAAGACCUGCGUCUGAUCAUGGCCGACGUCGUGCAAAACCACAUCUGCCCCAGCAACGGAACUAUUCAGCGUAAGUUCCACAAGCGCUAUCCGGAAAGCAGCCACCAGCCCACCUUCAAUAUCCACCUCAACUACCCACUCCCAACAUCUGCUUCAUCGUCAUUUGGGCGCUCGCUGUUUGAUAAGCCAAUUGUGGACCAUGGCUUUCAUACGGCCCAUCCCGCCAAUUUCACCGAGUCCCCAGCCAAGUAUCGCUCUCGAUUCCGAAAUGAUCUCUCCCACGACCCGGGAUUCGAGGGCUGGGGUGAUGAAAUUCCACACUACUACAUCGUUCAAGACAUGAUGAAGCUUGACCCCGGUGAAAUACUCUGGUUGCGAGAACGUGCUCUACUCAAGGAGCAGGUGGAAGAGUAUGUGGCGUCUCUUGGGAGCUGGUUUCGUGACAACGGCGAGACAUUCGGCGAUACGUUGGCUUUUGUCAUGGGCGAGCGAGGCGACGAUGAUGGCAACCUCCAUGCAGCCAUCGCUGGUCACGAGAUGGGUAUUGUGGUGGAUUAG